CUGGCUGAGUGCGUUGGUGCGCGGCUCCUGCUGCCGCCAACAUUAUCGCAACGGUCACGACGGCUGCCGAAGGCCGUACAGGAGAAAGGAAGAUAAUCUUUCUUGUUGUGGGCGUGGGUGGCGGCGGCCAGGUGCGACCUGAGGGAUGAUUAUCCAAGCAGGAAAUGCUGUGGCAGCAUGGAUUUACCUCUGGAUGACCUUCCAGCUUGGCUUCUACGAGUCGACGGACCUCCUCCCGCGAGGACCCCGGUUACCGCCCAAGCACGAGGCUAGGUACCUCACGGCGUUUGAGGAGCUCAUGCUGAGGUGGAAGGACAGUGAUGUGGAGUUUUUUGUGCCGCAGCUUGCGGCGGUAUUGAUGUCCAAGGGGGUUCCUUCUAGGAACGUGCAUAUUACACAAUUAGUAGUGGGGAGACUGUCGGCGAACUUGCAGCAGCGGUGCUUCGGCAACAUAGGCCUCGCUGUCCAGAUGAUGUGGCAGUUCGAGGCGGUGGGGCGACGGCCCCAGGAGGAUGGGCCAUCUUGGAACGCCUUCAAAAAUAGUUACGUUCUAGCUGCCUUGAAUGGAGACAACCUUCCGGAGCAGCUGAGGAUGCAGCGGCGGGCUUAUUGCGCCGACUCGAUGGCCUUCGUGGACACGCUUAUGGACAUCGGCGAUUCGCUCAAGAAGUUACCCAUCAAGCGUCGAUUAAGCGCUUUGGACAACGAGCUCGGGAGGGUAAACCGUAUGCUCCUGCGGAGAAUGCAGACCAGGGGGGCGAGCUUCGAGAUCCCGGGGGAUACGGUGGCAGGAGGAGGCGGGGGCGGGGGCGGCGGCGGCGGCGGUCGGGAGUGGCUGAACGAGCACGACGUGGCGGCGGUGUGUCCGGAGGUGUCCCACCACGCGAUACACCUGCCGAUAAAGGUUUUGAAGCCCGGACAGCCGGCGGCGACGCGUGCCGUGAGGGUGCUGCGGCUCUGCCGGGAGCUGUGCCGAGUGCUCCCCAGCAAGGAAAAGGCGCCGUACCUGGUGGUUGCCGAGGUCUUGCAGACGUCCUUCAGCUACGCGUCGGAUCGCCUGUAUCUGGAGGGGGGCAGUGCGGGGGUGACCUGCGAGGACGUGGUCAAUAAGAAGACCUUACCCCAAGCCCUGCAGGAGGAGCUGUUGAGGUCGAGGGGGCAGGACGUGUGGGAAGAUCAGAACCAAGACGAGGCAUCAUCGCAGUCGUACCAGCUGGAGCUGGAGGAAGCGGACUGUUUGUUCUUCGACAGGGCGACGAACCAAUACCUCACCUCCGGGGACCCCAGCAGCCCGCAUAUCAAGAACAUGCGGGAAGCUCUGCAGGUGUUUGGCACCACGAGCGCUGCCCUGGAGCGCAUGGUGCGACAUCAGAGUCCGUUUGGGCAUCUCAAGGGCUGGAAGCUGGCGCACUUUAUUGUCAAGUCCGGGGACGACUUCAGGAUGGAGGCCUUGGCCAUGCAGGUGAUCAGACUAGUCGACAGCAUCUUCAAGCGGGAAGGGCUCAGCUUGAGGUUGAGACCGUACUCUAUCUUGUGCUGCGGGGAAAUGAAGGGGCUGGUGGAGUGCGUUACGGACGCCAAGAGCAUCGACCACAUCAAGAAGCUCACAGCGAAGAGCGGGGGGAUACGGACGUUCUUCGAGCGCAUGUACAUGGGCAAGACGUCGGGGCUCUACGGGAGAGCUGUCGACAAUUUCGUCAGAAGUCUAGCCGGUUACGCGAUCGUUACCUACAUGCUGCAGGUGAAGGAUAGACACAACGCCAACAUCAUGCUGGACACCAGGGGGCACAUUAUCCACAUCGAUUUCGGCUAUAUCCUUGGUUCUUCUCCAGGGUGGUGGAACCACGAGUCGGCUCCGUUCAAGUUCACGCAAGACUACAUGGAGAUCAUGGGAGGACCUGGAAGUGACAAGUAUGAGAGGUUCCGCGAGUUGUUCCUCACGGGGUUCAAGGCGGUGCAGCGGCAUAUGCGGGAAAUCGAGACAUUGAUUUGGCCGAUGUUCCCCUCCUCCGAUCACAGAAUGACCACUCAGCAAAUACUGUUCCGAAAACGGUUCAUGGACUUCCAGACGGACGACGAGAUCAUGCGUCUGGUGGAUGAUUCCGUCAGGUCGUGGACCACCGGGCAGUACGACGACUUCCAGCAGAAAACCAAUGGAUACCUCAAGUAGACCGGGCGGCUAACCCGCUGGAGGGGGGAGGCAACGGCUCUCUUGGCCAACGGCAACGGCUCUCCUGUUCAAGUAUCAAAGGAUCAACGAACAGUCAUGGUAGCUGCAGGUACGGGGGAAGUCAGCGGUUACGUUUUUUGUGGGGUCCACAUGGGGUGCACGCGAACCAUGUUGUGAUUUCACCCAGCAUGGGAAGUAGUUCAUUCUUGGCAUUAGAGCCGAACCUUUGUAGUUCUAUAAACCUUGGUCUUUGUUCGCUGGGAAUAAAUCGGCCCAUUGGUUCGUUUUGAUCGUCGAGGUAGUUCGCCAAGUUGGUUCCGAGUCCGGUACUACAGACUGUUCGGAGUUUACAAGUACCAUGGUAUGUGGGUUGGGUUGUGACGGGUGGGCUAUGAAGGGCCCUCGAUUGCCAAGCCGGAAGCCUCGUUCAUUGCGUUGCAGGUAUGUACUGUACAGAUAGAUGAUCGACGAUCUCCCUCCCGACAUGCUGAGAGUGCCGUUGUUCGUGGCUACCCUCUCUUGACUUUGUGCAAGUUUCAUCGAGCAUCAUCGUCCAACCGUGGGCAGCUUGGGAAUGCAAUGUCGUGGGGAUGUGUGUCUUUGUAAGGAAAGGAGGAUACGGCCGGAGGUUGUUCCGGCCCUGCUGUGUUUGAGUGCUUUCAAGCCCGGCAUGAAGCGAAUCAAUCUGUGCCACGAGUCGACACAACAACACCACACUUGAGGUGGACUGCCUGUUCGGGUUAGUGUACGCCUGCUUCAUUCACGGGAAUCGCGUUCGCGAAGAAGGCGGGUCAAGUUGAGGGGGCCAAGCGGUAGCCAAGGUUAUGACCUUUCCACAGAUUUUCACGAUGAUCUUGAUUUAGCGCAAGCAGAAGUUACGGUGAUCAGCCCCGGAUGCGGACAUGAUAUAUGUAUGAAUGCUUUCGUCCCUUGUAACGUGCUGCGCCAGGACCAUCGACCAUUUUGGUCCUACAACAAUACUGAACCCCCUCCUCGUGAGACGGUUUUUCUGUCAGGU
Molecule: messenger RNA, 3188 nt
Organism: Ectocarpus sp. CCAP 1310/34
Lineage: Eukaryota; Phaeophyceae; Ectocarpales; Ectocarpaceae
Source: the annotation of a GenBank genome assembly